AUGGCCACCCCAGGCGGUAUCACUGGUCUUAUUGAAGAUGAAUUUGCCUCUCCUCACUCCAGUGCAGAUGACGAGUAUGAGUCUGACGAACCACCUGAAUUGAAACUGGACUUGGAGGAACUGAAGGCCUGCGCUUCAACCAUCGCAUCGGCCACUUGUACUAGCGCCAGAAGGCACACGCGUGGAGCAUAUCACGAGAUAUAUCUCCUUGAAUUUCAUGCCGGCUCUGAAACAUUGCCUGAGAUAGAACGGGCCCGGCAUUCAUGCAUCGCAAGGCUGACUCGCAGCGAAGAAAGUCUUUCCAAAGCCACAAGUGAACUCGCCACUAUGCGGCGCGCCGGUUGUUAUUAUGGAGAGACUCCCGGGAAGCAUCUCUAUAAGCUAUGGGAUGGCUUAUCUCUCGAUCAUAAAAAGAACGUCCUUACCCAGAUUGCAUCAUUUCUUACUCGGCUAGCCGCACUUCACUUUGAUGAAAUUGGAAGCAUACAGGAUAACGGCCUAGGUCCGCUGGUACACCCUUCAUUUCCUCCGCCAGAAGGGAAGCCAUUCAAGUCGACUCUCGACUACCUACAUGCGUUAAUUCCGGAGACUGCCGUUGAUUUGCUGAAUACGAAGAGCUUGUCGAGAUUAGGCAGCACCUAG
Messenger RNA from Penicillium verhagenii, 642 nucleotides. RefSeq lists its product as uncharacterized. The record is from RefSeq and is a predicted model, not a curated record. The coding region runs from base 1 to 642 and encodes 213 amino acids. The transcript has 2 exons. Lineage: Eukaryota; Fungi; Ascomycota; Eurotiomycetes; Eurotiales; Aspergillaceae.